This is a messenger RNA of Perca flavescens (yellow perch), 2894 nucleotides long. RefSeq names its product phospholipid phosphatase 1. Lineage: Eukaryota; Metazoa; Chordata; Actinopteri; Perciformes; Percidae. Gene Ontology annotation, molecular function: phosphatidate phosphatase activity. Gene Ontology annotation, cellular component: plasma membrane. Gene Ontology annotation, biological process: phospholipid dephosphorylation; phospholipid metabolic process; signal transduction. The transcript has 6 exons. The record is from RefSeq and is a predicted model, not a curated record. The coding region runs from base 393 to 1244 and encodes 283 amino acids.
AAUCACACCGGUGGAAGAGCGCUCGUGGCGCCCGUAGCCUACCUUGUAUCUGAGGACAGGGCGGUAUGAGCUGAAGAAAUCCUGCUGUGUUAUGAUGUUUUGUGAGCGGUUGAGAUGGUGAGCGGCGCUUGACAUGUGUCGUGGUGUUAGAAUAGAUUUAGACUUUUAGUUCGGUGUUUUUUGAUCUAGAAUAGGCCUAUUUAGUUUUUUUUAACCCCCCCAGGGUAGUUUUAGCUUCUCAAAGCACAAUGACACUAUUUUGAUUUUUUUUUUACUGGAAUAGUGAGACAUGUGCGGCAGAUAGGCUGCGUCUCUUGUCACCUAAAACCAGCCGGCACCACCGGGACCGGACAUUUUUUACAAAGACAGAGACCAGGAGAAAGAGACGCAACAUGUUUGAAGCUGCAGGGAUCCCCCUCGUCGUGCUGGACUUUGUCUGUCUCAUACUCGUUGGACUUCCAUUUUUUAUCCUUACCCCUCAACACAACCCUUUCAAACGGGGGUUCUUCUGUAACGAUGAGUCUAUCAAAUACCCCCUCAAAGAGGACACCAUAUCCUACCAGCUGCUGGGAGGAGUCAUGAUCCCCUUCACACUGAUCGUGAUCGUCUGUGGCGAGUGCCUUUCUGUUUACUUGUCUCACAUCAAGAACCAGUCUUUUGGGACCAAGUAUGUGGCGUGUGUCUACAAAGCUGUGGGGAGCUAUGUGUUUGGAGCUGCUGCUAGCCAGUCUCUGACAGACAUAGCCAAGUACUCCAUAGGCCGCCUGCGGCCAAACUUCCUGGCUGUAUGCAAACCAGUCUGGAAUAGCAUCAACUGCAAAACUGUCGGAUACAUCGAGAACUUCACCUGCACUGGAGACAAGUUUCUGGUAGAUGAGGCCAGACUGUCCUUCUACUCUGGUCAUUCAUCCUUCUCUAUGUACUGCAUGCUGUUCCUUGUACUGUACAUUCAAGCCAGACUGAGGUCAGAAUGGUCGAGGCUUCUGCGUCCCAGCAUCCAAUUCUUCCUAAUUGCCACUGCUGUGUAUGUGGGUCUCUCUCGAGUGUCUGACUACAAACAUCACUGGAGUGAUGUGCUCACUGGCCUCCUGCAGGGAGGUUUAGUGGCUACUCUCACAGUGUUCUGUGUGUCCAAUUUCUUUGAACAGCCGGUGGACCCAGUGGUGUCACAGGAGGUAGAAGCCUCACACACCAGUUUACAGGAAAACCCUUUCAAUGGGAACCACUAUGGCAGCACUGAAUGAAUCUGAGGCCUCAGAGACAAUACUCUUUAGGGCCUUUAUCUUUAUUUUAAAAUAGUAACGGAGGACCUAAAACACACCAAUGAACUGCCAGUGUUUGAUAUUAACUGCUGACUGUUUUUGUGCAUUUCUUCAACACAGUUUGGCCUGCGGAGCCAAUGCUGCAGGAUUAAGCUGCUACCUUUAGCUGCUACCUUUGGUGUGGUCCUUAAACUUUGAUUAAAGGAAGAAAAGUGCACUGCAGAAGACAGUUAAUGCACUUUACUGUGAUAUAAAGAAGCAGAACUAUCUGCCAAGGUUUUGGGUAAAUCCAACAUAAAACAGUUUAUUAUGGAAUGACAAAAUGAAAAAAAACAGCAUGUUGGGUUUACCUUAGAAAGAGUUGCUUUUUUACAGUGUGCGCUUGUUGGAAAUGUGGUUUCUAGUGCAUAUUGGUCUGAUGUUGCCAUCAUGAAUGAAUGAAAUUCCUUUUGCCCAGAAUAUAAUGAGUGUCUGUGUGCGCACUGCAAGCAGGCUUGUAGAGAGCCUGGCACCUGUGAAUUAGAAAACCUGGACUGGAGACUGAACUCAGAAAUAAUAUAUUGUAUGUUGAUGUUCUGCUACCUGCUGUCUGUCUUGUCACUUCCCUGAUGUUGUUUCAUGAAUGAAAAAUACAGUUUGUAUGAAACUCACUAUGUUUUGGUCCAUGCAGAAGCUUUAAGUAGUAUUGUUUAGAGCAGUAGUGGGAAAAAUGUAUGCUAAAUAAAGAGAGCUCUGUUUUGCUACUUUGCUAAAAAGGAGGGAAAUGACUCCUGUGUGUGCUGUCUGUAGAAAAAACAAAGCAGAUGUAAUGCAGGGGAAUGGAGCCUUGGACACAGUGCAGCUGCUAAUUUUAAGUGUAGACUUAUUUGCUGCUGCAGAAUAAUUUGUCUUUUUUCUAGUUAGAAUCCAGCGUAAGGAAUGGCAUUAAGCAAGAGAAAACAACAGUGUGAUUUAUUAACCAAAUGCAAAAAUGUAGACCUGUAUGAAAACAAAACCCUGCUUUGGGCGGGUCAUUUACUAGCUGUGUAGACAGACCAUAGAAACCACAAGCAUGCAAAUGUGCAACAUGUCUGUUAUCCCGGUGUCAUGGAUUAAGAGGUUAAGCAAUACCAGACUAUCACUGCAUAUUCUUGCUGUUUCCAACAGGAAGAGGUUGACUUGUCUUCACCAGAGAAAACUGUCAGCAGACAGGCGCUGAUGGUUGGCUGCUAAUGUCAGAGUCGAGGAUCUGCUUAAGAGUUUAAAUCCUAUUACAAUGACUGAGAGAACUAGGUUUAGUUUAACACACAGUGACUGCAAUAAUACCACACUCAUCAAUGUCUACAGUCUACAGGCUCCAUGCAAAGUCACUUAUGUAUGUAUCAGCAGGGCAAUUGGGAUUCUUCUGCACUCAUUAUGUGUGUAGGUGCACAGCUAUGUUGACAACAGGCGUUGGCCUUUUAAGUCUUUAUUGGAAGUCAAACUGUGAAAACAGUAUUGGACAACACAUUAAAUUAUUGUGAUACAGAAGUUAGUACAGUAACAAGAAAACUGGAUUCACAAAAGUUAGACUACAGUAGCUGUCCAUUUAGCUAUGACACCUCAUUCAAGAAUUACACUGAAAUAUCAACAAUAAAGCUGCCUUUCAUGUCA